This is a messenger RNA of Moneuplotes crassus, 1217 nucleotides long. The record is from the annotation of a GenBank genome assembly. Lineage: Eukaryota; Ciliophora; Spirotrichea; Euplotida; Euplotidae.
GAAGAAUCAGCCAGCAGUAGCUUUUUCAUGCCUAGUGAAGAAUCAUCAGCAGCAAACGAGCUGUCGUUGAAAGAAUCACAGAACGGAGAAAGCUGCUUUAAAGGAUUCAGGUCCCUUAGACAGAGCGAGGAAAGUGAUGUACCCAGUCAUGGCUUGUUUACAAACGAAAAGGAUCAGUUCGAUCAAGUCCAAGCACUUGGCAUGAAUAAGUUCUCCUCUGAAAGAAGGCUUCUCCCAAAAAAGAAAUCUUCAAAAAUAGACGAUUACUCGUUUAAAACUCCCUUUUCUAAUAAGUUUUCCAACCAUGAUGUACAGAAGUCAGCAGAUAAUGGAGAGGAUGAGCAAGAAUUUAUAGAAGAGGACAACAAAAGUUUUGAUUUAUUUAUAGACUCAGAAGACCCUAAAACACAAGAAUAUUCAUCAGAUCCCGAAAAACCUUUACUUUCAGAAGACGAAGAAAUGUGGAGGAAGGAAUGGGCAGAGUCCCGGAAGGAUAUCUGGACCAAUGCUAUUCUACAGGAGAUCAAUCUGGAAGGGAGCGAGCGUUCGCUCGCGUCCUUCCAGAUUCACCUCAAGAAUAUCUCUGUGCCAAGAAACCAUCUGAAGCUCAACAUUAUCCUCAGGAUUGUAUUACUAUUAUGUUAUAUUGGCGAUGUCGGAUUCUUGCCAUGGAUCAGAAACAGUGAGUGAAUUGAUGACAAAGAGAAAGGUGGUAAAGAAUACUGUAAUAUAAACCCAGCCUGGUUAUUCUAUAAAUAAAGGUCUCUACUUCUACUUCCAAUUGAUGAAUGGCGAAUUCUGAAAAGAUAAGAAUUUAAAGGAAUCUUUUUGCACUGAUGCUCCGUUCAACUUUUUGGCAGGCAGUUUUACUCUCCUUAUCGCAUUCUUAGUGAUAGUGUUCGAGAUCCUAGCAAUGCUAAGUAUACUGAACCUUGUGAUGGAUUACCGUGUAAAAUGGUUCAGAGCGUCUAUAUUCCAGCGUUAUAGUUAUAUCUUUAUAUUCGCAACAGUAGUAAUAUGGUUUUGAUCACUCCGAUUAUGGUGGUCACUCAAGUUCCUGAGUUUCGGAUUUUACGGAAUGUUUGCCAUCUUCAUAGGCUGUAUUCUGCUAAAAUUUCACUACAGGUUCUUUAAGACUAAGCUGUACCGACGAAGGCAAAUAAAUCACCUUCUGCUGGACAAGUAAUUAAUUAUUGGUACUUAAAAAUUUAAGAUGU